AGUAAUGGCAACAAGUUCAUAAUUUUGUUGUCUGCUAUUUUCAUUGUUUUGGUAACUUUGUCUACGCGGUUAUAAAAAUUGUUGAUAAAAUCAUGAAUUUUAAUUAGUAACUUCACUGUUUUCGGUUCGAAAUGAAUGCCGACAAAGAAGCUAUCUACAAAGGCUUAAUAAAGAAAAUUGAAGAAACUGAAAAACUUAUAACAGAUUGUAAAAAUCUACCAGAAAUAUCAGGCAGAUGUAAGCUUCGGCGGAAAAUUGAAGCUGAGCUGCGUUUCCUUAAAAGGUUAACUGAAAAUCCCGAUAAACUAAAGGAAGAACAUAUUCGUAGUUCUAAUAUUUAUCAUUUGUCUGCUAUUGUUCAAAGCUGCAAAGAACUUACUGGUGUUGUGAAGGUUUUGGAAACAUUUACCUAUGUUUUAGAAGAAAAUGAAGAUGAAAUCUAUGAAAUACCUUUAGUUGUUGAUAUAGUUGCAGAUUAUGGUAAAACGUGGGUUAAAGUUGCUACUCGAAACCCUAUUCAUCUUUAUCAGGCUUCCAUUGGACGAGGAAAAUAUGGAAGAAAAUCGAUCGUGGAACAAGUUGAAGAUAUGGUUGAAUGUGCUAAUCAAAACCAACAUAUGUUUGCUCCCCCGAAAAUUAUAGUGCGCUUAGCUGCUGGUGUCACCAAAGAACUGAAAGUGAUGUUGGAUGAUUUGAAAGUAGAAGUAAUUGGUGAUAUCAUUAGUUCUGAUGGUGAACCAAGUUUUAAUGAAAGAGAUGCUACUGAUGAAAAUGAACCUGAAAGUGGGCUGUUGGAAGGCAGUGAAAUAUCGCCAUCUUUUGAAAAACUUAAUUUAAAUUCUAGUGAAGUUGUGUGUGAUAUUUCUAAUGAUUCUUAUAUAUUUGAGAAUAAUUUACUUAAUCCUCAUUCAUUGCCUUCAGAUGCUGUGCUUAAUUUAGAUGUUUCUACGUUUUUAGCAUAUGUAUCUAAUAUGACAAAUGGACACUGUCAUGCAAAAUACAACGAAAAACUUUUAAUGGACUUGGCUGAAAUGGAGAGGGCUCAUCCAGUCAAACCGAUAUUAGAUAGUAUUUUUGAAAAUAGAAAGUUAGUAUGCUGUGAAACAGCUCAUAGAGAUUUUUUAGAAAUCCUUUCAACUGUUGGUGGUGCUGCUGAGAAACAAAGAGCAUCUGUUUUUCUGAAACAAGUUGAAGUUAUACCAGAUGAUCCUUCUCCUAAGGCUCUUUAUCUUGAAAAAACUAGCAAAAUAAAAGAAAGAUCAAAGAUUGUAUUUGGUACUGGGGAUUCCAUUAAAGCAGUCACAGUAAGUGCUAAUUUCGGAUUUCUAAGAGCAGCACAAUCACAGGGCAUAAAGUUUGUUGCUUUCCUCCACGAAUCAAGAGCCCUUACUGAAUGCAAAGAACUUAAAAAUGAAAAUAGUUAACACAUAUGUAAAUUAUAUUUAAAUAUAAUAAAAUAUAUGAUUUAAUAA
Messenger RNA from Parasteatoda tepidariorum (common house spider), 1472 nucleotides. RefSeq names its product UPF0415 protein C7orf25 homolog. Lineage: Eukaryota; Metazoa; Arthropoda; Arachnida; Araneae; Theridiidae. The record is from RefSeq and is a predicted model, not a curated record.